AGUUGCUCUAGGUCUCAGCUCCCCGGCUGAGAAUGAUCCUUUCUCCCUCCUCUGCUUUUUCCAACUUGCUUGUUUAUAUCGCUAGCUCUUUCAGCAGAGUAACAUCUACUCUGCCUCUGCGCUGAUCCCGAUGGGUCCUGCUCUCAGCUGGGGUCUCUAGACAUCACUACGAAUAACAAAUAUAGUUUUCCCUUUACACUUGUCUCCAUCUCCAUCCAUGCUGCAGUGCCUGUGAGACCCUGCGAAGAGACGCUGCCGUUUGCUGCUUCGGGAUCCCAGCAAGAAAUGGGAGUGUGAUGGAUUGUAAAUGCACCUGCUUUGUUUAAAACCCAGCCAAACAGAUAAGUGCCCUUUUAAUUAUCUCGCAGCAGCAUUUUAGACAUAGCUGUGCACAACAUCUCUCUUCAGUUCGGUUUCAAUUCGGUGAGCCCUCUGCGUUUCACCAUUGCAAACAAAUGCUCUGGGGUUCUCUUUUCGGCUGAGAAAUCCCAGACGAUACCGGUACUUCACGUGAGCUAAUUAAUUAGCGGCUGAGGGAACUGCAGCUGGUGGCUCAGGAAGAUCCCGGGGGUCUUUCCCUGCCCCUCUGGAGCUGCCGUCUCCAGCAGCCCUGGGAGGUUUAGGAACUCUGAGAGGCAGCUCUGCGGGACCAGAGGAGGCUGAUGUGACCCAUCUCAGCCUUAAGGAGUCCUCCGUGACUCAUUAGAGGUUUAAUAACUAAACUUGGCUGGUUUGAUUGCGAAGAUGCUUGUGCAGGCUUGGCGCGAUCUCAGAGAAACCAGCUAACGCUGCUGGCAGGAGUGAGGGCUUUCUGCAUGUGCUGUUCAUAUGUGUGUGGAGAAAGUGAUAACCCCCGCUUUUUCCAGCCGCUUUCCAGGGGGGAAAAUAGCCGGGGAUGGGGGAGAGAAGCCCUUAGUUAUACUGAGUUUACGUAAGGCAUACAAAGGGGUGCAAUAAGUGAGUGCUAACAAGGAUUGUCCCCUCAAAGUUAUGGGGACAUUUAUAUCUAUGGAUGGAAAAUAAAGACUAUCAAGAAAAUAAUUUCUGGCUGCUUAGUUCUUCUUCUGUAGGUGACCGCUGCCUGCUCUUGGACACUGCAAUUAUUAAAUAAUUUUUGAAAAUCCAUAAAAUAUGGUCUCAUGUACAGUGUAACUUUGCAAUCGUAUACAGCCAUGGGGCUGGGGCAAAUAUUCACUAUACCUGCAAUUUACUGCGCCAGAAUAACAGGAAAAUCAAUGCGUGUGAGCAUUGGAGGGGGAUGUGUGGCAGGAGGAGGGACAGGAGCCAAGCUAUCAACUCCAGAACUGUCUUGUCUGCUCUGCCCGGGUUGAUUAGCAGAAUAAAAUGUCUGCCUUGCUGCUAGGAAAACUACAAACAGGUUUGCUGCAGCCAAUUAGAGUGUAGUAACUGAGGUGAAUUCAUCUUACCUACCUAAGCAGAAGGUGAGUUUCGUGGUGAAGGUGCCAGCCGAGGACUGAGAGAGCCUGGAGGGACAAGACGGUGCAGUAGGAGGUUACUGCGGGGUGAGAGAGCUGGAUCUAGAUGAGCUCGUGUCAUCCCUGGAGUGUCUGAAGUUCCCUCUUUUCUAGGAAAAGCUCCACUCCUGCUGUUAUUACCAGGAAAGUUUUUAUAUUAAUAGAAGAAAUGACUUGUCCGACACCGACGACUAUGCUCUGCCUUACAACUUGUAAACAGUACUUACUCCUGCCUCUUCGACACUCUGAUAGCAAAAAGGCUUGACAGUAUAUUAAGAAACACUGAUAAAAUGAAGCCCUAGUGAGAAAAUCAGGGUUCGUUUAUUCAGCGAGGCUGGGAAGGAAGUAAAAAAAGUGUAAAUCAUCUGUCUACCUCAACAGAGCUCUUUGCUCCUCAAAUGAAAAAAACAAACCAACUUUUUUCAUAUCAGAGAUCCUCAAGGUCUUGAUUAUUAGGUUUGCAAUUUGAAAUCUGCUUUCUGACAGUGUGCCGAUAUCAAUGUUCCCCUAAAUUAGGUCCCAUUAAAUUAACCCUAACCUGGCCAGUUCCAGACUGGGCAUCAAAGCUGAAUUUGAAAAUCGUGUCCUGAAGUGUGGCACGUGACUUGUAAUGCUCUGUGCUCCUUGGCAGAAGAGAGAGAAAACACUUAGAGUCCCUCUCUGGAGCUGUACUGAUGUGAGAGAUGAUACUGAGAGUGUUAUAUGCACCUGUGGUUUGGUUGGUGCAGCUGAGGAGAACGGAUUCAACAGAUCUUGACAGGUUUCUGUGAAAAAUCUUGUCCUGAAAUAAAGACCCCCGAAUCCCUAACUCUUUCCUCGUCUUACAGGUGAGCCUUGAGGACACUUUGGAGACUGUAGCUCCUGAAUGCACCACCUUCCCCUGGGAUUAGAAGCAAGCCAUGGGGAAAGACAAGAAAAAAGAGGAGGCCGUCUUUCUGAGGAAAAAGAUAACUUUGGUGAGGGCUUUCUCGCUCCUCAUCGGCAGCAUGGUUGGCAGUGGCAUCUUUAUCUCCCCAAAAGGAGUACUGAAAAACUCCGGCAGCGUGGGUUUCUCCCUGGUGGUCUGGUUUGCCUGUGGGGUCCUCUCAAUGUUCGGUGCCUUGUGUUAUGCAGAGCUUGGAACAAGAAUCACCAAGUCUGGAGGACAUUAUAUCUACAUUUUAGAGACAUUAGGGCCUCUGCCAAGUUUCUUAUUCCUGUGGGCAGAGUUUUUUGCUAUCAGGCCUGCCAACAGCGCUGUGGUUUCUUUGGCAUUCGGACGCUACAUGCUGGAGCCGUUUUUUGCCCCCUGUGCAGCCCCUGUCCCCGCCGUGAAGCUCGUGUCUCUCCUGGGGUACUACACGGUCCUCACCCUCAACUCCUGGAGUGUCACCUGGAGUGCCCGGCUGCAGACAGCUCUCUCCGUCAUCAAACUGCUGGCCCUUGCGCUCAUCAUCGUGCCAGGGAUGAUGCUGCUGGCCCAGGGCCACACCGAAAACUUCCAGGACGCUUUCGACAGGCAGUCGCUGGUUUUGGAUAAGCUGCCCCUGGCUUUUUACGCAGGCAUGUUCGCGUAUUCAGGCUGGUUUCAGACCAGCUUUGUGCGUGAAGAGUUGGUCAGACCUGAACGAAAUAUCCCCCUGGCUGUCAUCGUGUCCGUCAUCACGGUAAUUGUGGGGUACAUGCUCACCAAUGUCUCCUAUUACACAGUCCUGGGAACGCAAGAUGUUCUGGCUUCUCCUGCUGUGGCUGUGAGCUUUGUGCAGCGAGCCUUCAAAAGCCUGAUCUCCGUGGUCCCUGUUCUUGUCGCACUGUCCUGCUUUGGAACCAUGAAUGGAGGAAUCUUCACGUUUUCAAGGACUCUCUUUGUGGCUUCCAGGGAAGGACAGUGGCCUCCUCUCUUCUCCAUGAUCCACAUUCGAAGGCAUACACCCCUUCCUGCUGUCAUGUUGAUGUUCCCUUUGGUAACUGCCAUGGUGUGUAUCGGAGAUAUCUACCAUCUAAUGAACUUCUUCAGCUUUUCCCGAUGGCUCUUCAUAGGAUUAGCCACCCUUGGGCUCAUUGUCCAUCGCCACCGUCACCCGGAGCUGCGCAGCCCGUUCAAGGUUCCCUUGUUCGUUCCUGUCUCUUUUACCAUCAUCUGCCUCUUCACAGUGGCAAUGUCUUUCUACUCAGACCCUGUCAACAUUAGCAUCGGAUGCACCAUGGUUUUAAGUGGUUUUCCAGUCUACUACCUCAUAAUCCAUAGGCAAAUGUCAAGUCGUUGCCGUAGCCUGUUUUAUUAUCUUACACACAAACUACAGUUACUGCUGGAAGUCGUCCAACAAGAAAUCAAGACUUACUGAGAAAACCAUCAGGACUCACAGGAGAAGAUAAAAUCUACUUACUCCGUUUCCGAUACCUUUGAUCCUACCAAAGACAGGCCACGCUCUCGUUCUUUUAAUCACUGCAAAUGAGGAUGAGCCUGAGCCGAAACCUUGCUGCGAGUGUUCCUGAGCCUGGCAAUCAGGAUCGGCAAGAGUGUGUCACAUCUGUUUCUGACCUUUUCUUUUUUAGCAGAACAAGUUAGUUCUCUGAAAUGAGCUUGCUUUGCCUGCAGAGUGUCUUCGAAACCAAGAUCCUAAUUUUGCAGCCUAGCCCAGUCCUCAGUAAAAUAGUGUGUGCGUAUGUGUGUGUGUAUGUAUAUACAUGCAAUUUUUUAAUUUCCUAACUUGGCAAACAGAGGAAGGGAGUAUGUUGCAGAACGUAGGGUCCAAUACAUGGAAGCCAAAUGGAAGUUUCAAACUGAAGUGUUGUAGUAGUCGUGCUGUGGACCAGCAUUAUGAAGAGAAGCGGGUGGGAAGAGCAAAUUAGAAAUACGGUAGAUGAACUGGAAAGGAGGAGGCAGGGGGAUAAAACUUCAUUCACCAGAAAGUGCAAAUUUGGGUUAAUGAGAAGAUAUUGGAAAAUAUUAACAAAGUAAGGUUUUACUUUAAUUAUUGUAUAAGCAGAAUAAGUUUCUUUUGCUUUGAAAUAAUAUUUCGACUUUUAUUUUUCUGAAAUGACAUUUCAAAAUGUACAAACACAUUAAAAAAAACAGCUAAACAUCAACAAGAACAUGAUGAAAUAGAUCCUGAUCCCUCCCCAAUUCCCCAGCCCCGCUCCUCACCUGGUACUACCAGUGAAAUUGAAAAUUCAGAUUUCAGCCCAACUCCAGUGAAAUACAGUUUCUUCUUUAGUUAGACAAGAUCACCGAUGAGACUUGGGCAGAUUCCUGAAUAAGUGCAUCUUUUGGUGCUGUAAGAAGACGUGAAAGACUUCAUGUCAGAGCUUUAACUUUAAAUCUGUGUUCAUAUGACUUGCUGAAUCAAUAUGUAAAUGCUCAUUUGAACUAUUGACAUAAGAAAGGUUUCCAUUAUUGGAUUACUUUGGUUUACAUUAUUAAUGUGGCCGGCAAUGUUAUGUCCGGAUAAAACAGCAAUUAGCUAUUUCCAAUCACUUAACUGUUAAUCUUUCCCUAAAAGAUGGGAAGUAGUUUACUGAGACUACUCUAAUGAUGGCCAGAGAGAGGAAUAGCAGAACGUGGUGCAUUUUUAAUAUUUUCUAUCAAGCAUUUAUGUACUGGAGUAAAACCAAAGUACCAUUUACAAACCCAGUGUAAUCUACCAAAACUUGUAAAAUUCACCGUAAAGAUUUGGA
Messenger RNA from Chroicocephalus ridibundus (black-headed gull), 5132 nucleotides. RefSeq names its product cystine/glutamate transporter-like. The coding region runs from base 2375 to 3799 and encodes 474 amino acids. Lineage: Eukaryota; Metazoa; Chordata; Aves; Charadriiformes; Laridae. Gene Ontology annotation, biological process: amino acid transmembrane transport. The record is from RefSeq and is a predicted model, not a curated record. Gene Ontology annotation, cellular component: membrane. Gene Ontology annotation, molecular function: L-amino acid transmembrane transporter activity. The transcript is spliced from 13 exons.